Messenger RNA from Chrysoperla carnea, 2978 nucleotides. It is a transcript of the gene sgl, whose product is annotated as UDP-glucose 6-dehydrogenase. Gene Ontology annotation, biological process: glycosaminoglycan biosynthetic process. Gene Ontology annotation, molecular function: UDP-glucose 6-dehydrogenase activity; NAD binding. Gene Ontology annotation, cellular component: nucleus; cytosol. The record is from RefSeq and is a predicted model, not a curated record. Bases 223 to 1662 code for a protein of 479 amino acids. Lineage: Eukaryota; Metazoa; Arthropoda; Insecta; Neuroptera; Chrysopidae. The transcript is spliced from 6 exons.
UUGACAGUCAAGUUCUGUGACUACGGGUUAUUGUAGUGCAUUUUGUUAGUUAUUUGUUUUCCAAAUGACAGUUCAAACUUCUUAAUGAAGAUCUGUCAAAUUUUGUUUUUUAAAUUAUCAUAACAAAAGAAAAACACUUUUUAAUUUUUGUUAAAGAUUCAAUAUAACAGUAAUCAUUCACAUUUUUCAAUAAAACUGGAACGAAAGUAGUAUUGAAACAUUAUGGGUAUACAAAAAAUAUGUUGUAUCGGAGCUGGAUACGUUGGCGGGCCUACAUGUAGUGUUAUAGCGUUAAAAUGUCCAAAUAUUUGUGUCACGGUUGUGGAUCGGAGUCAAGAACGUAUUGCUCAAUGGAAUUCAGAAAAAUUACCUAUUUACGAACCCGGCUUAGAUGAUGUUGUUAAAAAAUGCCGAGGUGUUAAUUUAUUUUUCUCCACGGACAUCCAUACUGGUAUUCAAGAAGCUGAUUUAAUAUUCAUAUCAGUAAAUACACCAACAAAAGUUUUUGGAAACGGUAAAGGACGUGCAGCUGAUCUAAAAUAUGUAGAAGGUGCUGCACGUAUGAUAGCCGAUAUAGCAAAUAGUAAUAAAAUUGUAGUUGAAAAAAGUACAGUUCCAGUACGAGCUGCCGAAAGUAUUUUAAAUAUUUUACGUGCCAAUAACAAACCAGGUGUAUCGUAUCAAAUAUUAUCAAAUCCAGAAUUUUUGGCGGAAGGUACAGCCAUUGAAGAUUUAUUACAUGCUGAUCGUGUUUUAAUUGGUGGCGAAGAUACACCUGAAGGUCAACUUGCUAUUGAAGAAUUAUGUAAAGUAUACGAACAUUGGAUACCAAGAAAAAAUAUUUUAACUACAAACACGUGGUCAUCAGAAUUAUCAAAACUUGCUGCAAAUGCAUUUUUAGCUCAAAGAAUAUCAAGUAUUAACUCCUUAUCAGCCGUUUGUGAAGCAACUGGAGCUGAUGUGUCAGAAGUUGCACGUGCUGUUGGUUUAGAUUCUCGUAUAGGAUCAAAAUUUUUACAAGCAUCUAUUGGAUUUGGUGGUAGUUGUUUUCAAAAAGAUAUCCUCAAUUUAGUAUAUAUUUGUGAAUGUUUAAAUCUACCAGAAGUAGCAAAUUAUUGGCAACAAGUGAUUGACAUGAAUGAAUAUCAAAAAUCUAGGUUUAGUAAUAAAAUUGUGGAAUCAUUAUUUAAUACUGUCAGUGGUAAACAUAUUGCCAUAUUAGGUUUUGCAUUUAAAAAGAAUACUGGUGAUACAAGAGAGAGUCCGGCUAUUCAUGUUUGUAAAACAUUACUGAUCGAAGGUGCAAUUUUACACAUCUAUGAUCCAAAAGUUGAGCAUGAUCAAAUAAUGGCUGAUUUAACACAUCCAUCAGUAACAGAAGAACCAGAAGUUAUACGGAAAACUGUUCAUAUUUACGAUAAUGCUUACGAAGCAGCAAAAGGAGCUCACGCGUUGGUUGUUUGUACAGAAUGGGAUGAAUUUAUGGCACUUGAUUUUCAUAAAAUAUAUCAAGUGAUGAUGAAACCAGCAUACAUAUUCGAUGGACGUAAGAUUUUAAAUCAUGAUGCAUUAUUGAAAAUUGGAUUUCAUGUACAGACUAUAGGUAAACGUAUUCAACGACCAAUUCAAGCAAGAUUAUGGGGAAGUCGUGUUCAAACAUAAUAAUAUUCGAAAAUUUCAUUUAACUAUCCCAAAUUUUUGAUAACAAAUAAGUUUUCCUUAGAAAGCUAUAUCCUUAAUAAAAUAUAUAUAUUUAUACUUGGAACUUAAAAUAAUAAAAAUUUAAUCUUAUUCUAAAUAUCGCCAUUGGACGAAAUAAUGUGAAUGAAAUGUUUAGCAAAAAUUUGGGAUAUCUUAUAAAAGAGAUACGACAACGUCGCCAUUCUUAGCCGUAUAAUGUAUAAAAAAAAAACAGUGGAAAAUAUUGAGAAAAAGCCCAUUUAACGAAGAUUAUUCUAACUCACUAGAAGAAAUUUAAAUAACUGCUAGAGUGAAUGAAUAUAUGGUUACAGUAUCGCCUAGUAGGGCAUUCGUUUGUUGAAAAAAUCUGUAUGGAAUGGAAAGAAGCGAAAAAAUUACACAUAAAGCGGGAUUUGAACCCGGGUUCUCUAAAUAUUCGGUCUAGGCCGUAACCAACUCUGUCACUUUUGUUCUAUGUAAGCGACACAAAUUAUGUGUAACCUCUUCGUGUCUAUAUUCUACUUAUAUGUUUGUGUAUACAAAAUACACAAACGUUUCACACUAUUAUAUUACAAUCCGUGGUUUUGGUAAUGAAUUACUGUUGGGAAUGAUAUGUGAAUCGCUUUUAUAACUCAGUCGAUAUUAUUAAAUAAUUAAUAUUAUCAAGUAUCGAUUACACACCUAUGCCUGUCAGGUAUUUUCUCAAUGUGAGUACUUUCGAAUUUUCGGAAAUUUUAUUUUUCAUAUUUCUAAUGCAUUUGAUUUCGAGAAUCGGUCUACUGAUGACAAAAAAAGAUAACAAAUGUAGAAAACCUAAUACAUGAUGUUUACAAUCGCUUUAUUUUAGCACUAAAUAACCAGGAUUGUUUAUCGUACCAAUUAUUCUACAUUAUACAUUUAAAUGCAAAUCAGUUGUAGUUUACCAUUAGAAUAAAGCAACUAAUGUGAAAUAUUAUUUUAUAAAAAUAUGAAUAAGUCACAGCAAAAAGGAGAAUAAAUAAUUUGAAUCAUUCCAUGAUCAUUCGUUGAACAUUUUGUACGUUUCAUUCCUUUCUUUAUUCGAAUUUCAUCAGCAAGAAAAAUUGUUUUACAAAAUUCCAAAUAUAUCCAAUAAAGAAAGGGACGAAGCGUGCAACGAAUGAUCAAAGAUUGAUUCUAUUUUUUUUUGUCCAUUCCCCUAUGGCUCAUUCAUAUUAUUAUUUUUCUGGACGUGAUUACGAUUUAAUAUUAUUAUAUAAUAUUUAAUACUAUGAACUCCAUUUUUUUAUUUUUACAACAAAACCUGAUAAAUUCUAAUG